Nerophis ophidion (straightnose pipefish) is the source of this 1833-nucleotide messenger RNA. RefSeq names its product insulin gene enhancer protein ISL-3. Gene Ontology annotation, cellular component: nucleus. The record is from RefSeq and is a predicted model, not a curated record. Bases 87 to 1085 code for a protein of 332 amino acids. Gene Ontology annotation, biological process: neuron fate specification; axonogenesis; positive regulation of transcription by RNA polymerase II. Gene Ontology annotation, molecular function: DNA-binding transcription factor activity, RNA polymerase II-specific; cis-regulatory region sequence-specific DNA binding. The transcript has 6 exons. NCBI's taxonomy places the organism in Eukaryota, Metazoa, Chordata, Actinopteri, Syngnathiformes, Syngnathidae.
AGAGACACAAGUUAUGAGGGAGGCAGCCUCGGCAAGGGCCAGUCAUCUUUUUCUGCACCUCCAACGAGCCCCUUCAUCCUUCCUGUAUGGUGGAUAUUAUUUUCAGCUCUUCUUUCUUGGGUGAUAUGGGGGAUCAUUCCAAAAAGAAGCCAGGAUUCGCCAUGUGUGUGGGGUGUGGAAGUCAGAUCCACGACCAGUACAUCCUGAAGGUGUCCCCGGACCUGGAGUGGCAUGCAGCCUGCCUCAAGUGUGCAGAAUGCAGUCAGUACCUGGACGAGACCUGCACAUGCUUCGUCCGGGACGGAAAGACCUACUGCAAGAGAGAUUACGUCAGGCUUUUUGGGAUCAAAUGUGCAAAGUGCAAUUUGGGCUUCAGCAGCAGCGACCUGGUGAUGAGGGCCCGGGACCAUGUUUACCACAUCGAGUGUUUCCGCUGCUCCGUGUGCAGCAGGCAGCUGCUGCCCGGGGAUGAGUUCGCUCUGCGAGAAGACGAGCUCCUCUGCCGGGCCGACCACAGCCUGCUGCUGGACAGAAGCUCCGCCGGGAGCCCCGUCAGCCCGGGACACAACAUGCACUCCAGUAGAACCCUGCACCUGGCAGGUACACAUCCGGUGACGGUCCGGCAGGCCCCGCACCGGAACCACGUGCACAAGCAGUCUGAGAAGACGACGCGCGUGCGCACGGUGUUGAACGAGAAGCAGCUGCACACGCUGCGCACGUGCUACAACGCCAACCCCAGGCCGGACGCGCUGAUGAAGGAGCAGCUGGUGGAGAUGACCGGCCUCAGCCCGCGGGUCAUCCGGGUGUGGUUCCAGAACAAGCGCUGCAAAGACAAGAAGAAGUCGCUGCUCAUCAAGCAGCUGCAGCAGCAACACAGUGAUAAGACUGUAAGCAUCUUCAACCUGCAGGGCCUGACGGGAACCCCUUUAGUGGCUGGAAGUCCAAUCCGACAUGAGAGCACCGUGCAGGGGAACCCAGUGGAGGUGCAGACGUACCAACCUCCAUGGAAGGCCCUCAGUGAGUUUGCACUGCAGAGUGACUUGGACCAGCCCGCCUUCCAACAACUGGUGGGUGUCUUUUUCUGAGUCUGGCUCUCUCGGCAACUCGUCCGGAAGUGACGUCACAUCCUUAUCCUCUCAGUUACCGGACACCCCCAACAGUAUGGUACCUAGUCCUGUGGAGACGUGAAACGGACUCCUCUCAUCUGACCUCUGACCUCUGCAAAUACAACUGCAGCAUGCCCCCCCCCCACACCCCAACACCCGCCCCUCCCCCCUUGCAUGUGACCAGCUCAUCCCACCAAUCAGAAGAUGGAAAGGAUUUUCUGAGGAAGACUGACGGAUGUUGCAUGAAGAAAGAUGUACAGAAGAUCAUGUUUUCCCCUCCAAAGUGGAUAUACAAAAUAUUAUUCCGUCAGGGAACAAUUUGGGAACACUUCAUGGACUUCCUUCACAUUUUAUUGUGAUCUUUUUUUGUUCGUGUCUUGUUUCCGCCACGUGAUCUCUCUCUCUCUCUCUCUUUUUUUUUUUUUUUUUUUAACAAACUAGACUCUCUGUCUUAAAACCCGAGCAUGAACAAAAAAAAAAAAAAAGGGGGGGGGGGGGCGGGGGACAAGCAAUUUUUUCAUGUUGUAAAAUACAAGCUUGUUCAAGCUAACGGAAAAAAAAACACUAAAUUAUUGUUAUAUUAUUUAUUGUUAGGAAAGCGAUUCAUAAAAGGGUAUAUUAACUGAUCUAAAUAAUAUUAUUAUUAUUAAUAAUAAUAAAAAAAAUACUGAAUACACAACGACGUGUCUCAGUGUUGGCUCCUAAGUGCAAGAUUUAUUUAUUUCAU